Molecule: messenger RNA, 1101 nt
Organism: Penicillium pulvis
Lineage: Eukaryota; Fungi; Ascomycota; Eurotiomycetes; Eurotiales; Aspergillaceae
Product: Gfo/Idh/MocA family protein
Exons: 1
Coding region: 1-1101 (366 amino acids)
Molecular function (GO): nucleotide binding
Source: RefSeq, a predicted model, not a curated record
AUGUCCAUCAAAGUGGCCAUCAUCGGCGCAGGCCUUAUCGGCCCCCGCCACGCCCAAUCUGUGCUGUCAAACCCAUCCACAGAGCUAGUCGGCCUAGUAGACCCCGCCGCAACAGGCGCAAGUACGGCCGCCGAAUUGAAGACAAACUACUUCCCAUCCGUAUCAGCACUCUUAUCCUCCCCCAACAAACCAGACGCAGCAAUCGUCUGCACACCAAAUCACACCCACGUCCCAGUCGCAAAGGAGCUCCUAGCAGGCGGCGUUCAUGUCCUCCUCGAGAAACCUUUCAGCGAGACACUGGAGACAGGCCGUAGUCUCCUGGAAUUCGCAAAAGCACCUGAACGCGCCCAUCUGAAACUACUUGUCGGCCACCAUCGCCGGUUUAACCCAUACACACGCGCAACCAAGUCUGUCCUCGACUCCGGCUCUCUAGGCCGUCCAAUCGCUGUUAACGGCCUCUGGACCAUCUACAAGCCAGCCACAUACUUCGAAGCCCCAACAGACUGGCGCGCAUCACGCAACCAAGGCGGCGGCGUAAUCCCCAUUAAUCUCGUUCAUGAUAUCGACCUAAUGCACCACUUCUUCGGGCCCAUCGUCCGUGUACAAGCUGAGAAGAUCCUACCUCAGCGCCCAAGUCCACCCCACGAUGCAGACGAAGGCGCCGCAUUAACACUGCGAUUUGCAUCGGGAGUUGUUGGUACAUUCCUCGUCUGCGACGCUACACCUUCCCCGCAUAACUUUGAAACCGGUACCGGGGAGAACCCGCUCAUCGCGCGUUCGCCGACGGGUGAAGGUGCGGAUUUCUACCGGAUCUUUGGAUCUGAUGCCUCGCUCAGUGUGCCUGAUUUGACGAGAUGGAGCUAUGAUGGACAAGCUGAGAAGAGUUGGUCGCAGACACUGAAUGUUGAGAAAAUUCCGUUGCCGGAUGAGUCUGCGCCUUUUGAUUUGCAGGUUGCGCAUUUUGUGGAUGUCAUCAGGGGUGAGGCGGAGCCUAGUUGUUCUGGGGAGGAGGGGUUGAGGGCUUUGGUUGUUUGUGAGGCUGUUCAGAAGGCUAUGCAGACUGGUCAGCCUGUUGAGAUUGCCGUUGAUUUGUUGGCAUGA